UCCUGUGUUCCUUCUGAGCUAAAUCACCUGGUUUUAGGUAUACCACAGAAAAAGGGCUUGGUAGAAAUAAAUACAUCAGCUCUAACUGCAGCAACACACUGUACUUUGACCUACAUUUCAUUGGCUCUUAAUGCUAAGUAUUUGUGUCCUGCAGCCAAAUGGAGAUGGUUCCUUUCAAAGGCUGCCCAUUACAUCUAACAGUAUUGUGUUUAAUCAUUAUGAUAGUAAUUAUUUUCAUUGUGUUCCUUUGACCCUGGAGCAAAACUAAGCAGCUGCUCUAAAGUUAACCCUUUCCUUUCUUCAGCUUCAAACGUUAGGUCUUUUUUUUACCCAUGGUUGUUGUGUGGUCAGUGAACAGGGUUAAUUACAGAACUUCACUUAAAACAUAAUCACAGCCUGAAAUAAUUUUUUUUUAUCCACUAGCAUGAUGUAUUUUUUUUAAAUGUAUCUAUUUAAUUUUGCUUUAUCUAACAGAUUAACGGUGGACUGACUAUCACGUUCACACUUGCACAAAUCCUGAGCUCCUCUCACAGACUAUAACAACACAUAUUCAUUCACAUCAUUUUUGAACAUGGAGUCCAUGAAGGUCCAGUCAGAGGGUGGACUGAAUGUGACCCUCACCAUCAGGCUGCUGAUGCAUGGAAAGGAGGUUGGAAGCAUCAUAGGAAAGAAAGGGGAAACGGUGAAGAAAAUGCGUGAAGAUAGCAGUGCUCGCAUAAAUAUCUCUGAGGGUAACUGCCCUGAACGGAUAGUCACCAUCACUGGACCCACAGAUGCUAUUUUCAAGGCUUUUGCUAUGAUCGCAUACAAGUUUGAGGAGGAUAUCAUAAAUUCUAUGAGCAACAGUCCAGCCACCAGCAAACCUCCUGUGACUCUGAGGCUGGUCGUCCCUGCCAGUCAGUGUGGUUCACUGAUUGGCAAAGGAGGCUCAAAAAUUAAAGAAAUGAGAGAGUCCACAGGCGCACAAGUUCAGGUUGCAGGUGACAUGCUACCUAACUCCACAGAGAGAGCAGUGACCAUCUCGGGGGCCCCUGAAGCCAUCAUCCAGUGUGUCAAACAGAUUUGUGUGGUGAUGCUGGAGGUAUGCUCUCAGUCCCCACCGAAAGGUGCCACAAUCCCCUACCGCCCCAAGCCUGCCGCCAACCCUAUCAUUUUUUCAGGUGGCCAGGCUUACACUAUUCAAGGACAGUAUGCCAUCCCUCAUCCAGAUUUGAGCAAGCUCCACCAGUUGGCUAUGCAGCAAACCCCUUUUACCCCCCUUGGACAGACCACCCCUGCCUUCCCUGAGUGUGGAGUUGGUCACUCUUCACCACCUUUAAAUGUCCAAUACUAUUUUGCUAUUUCAGCAGCAGGUCUGGAUGCCAGUAACCAGGCCAGUACUCAUGAACUCACCAUUCCCAAUGAUCUAAUAGGCUGCAUAAUUGGACGCCAGGGAACCAAAAUCAACGAGAUCCGUCAGAUGUCUGGGGCACAGAUCAAAAUUGCUAACGCCAUGGAAGGGUCAUCAGAGCGCCAGAUUACCAUCACAGGGACACCCGCCAACAUUAGCCUGGCCCAGUACCUGAUCAAUGCAAGGUCUGACAUUUGACCCAGACACAGCAAUAUGUAUUAUUAGCCAAUAAUUUAAUAUUAUUACAGUAUUUUUAACAUUAUAUUCAUAAUAUUUAGCUUUAUAUUCCUAUGCUAGACCUUAAAAAUUAGUAAUCCAGAGCAAUUUAGCAGCAAUUUAGCAGCAAACCUAGCAAACCUGUGUGACAAAUUGUCGCCUGUUUGACGCCCCUCUAGGUUCAGAGACGUGGCGGCAAUGUGGAAUGACCCAUCCUCCAUGACAACAUCCUGAGAUCCCUGACUGGCUCAUAGAUUUGGCCCCUUUCUAAUCACUGAAUACCACUGA
This is a messenger RNA of Cynoglossus semilaevis (tongue sole), 1894 nucleotides long. Its product is annotated as poly(rC)-binding protein 3-like. The record is from RefSeq and is a predicted model, not a curated record. The coding region runs from base 572 to 1588 and encodes 338 amino acids. Gene Ontology annotation, molecular function: RNA binding. NCBI's taxonomy places the organism in Eukaryota, Metazoa, Chordata, Actinopteri, Pleuronectiformes, Cynoglossidae. The transcript is spliced from 11 exons.